Molecule: messenger RNA, 620 nt
Organism: Lecanosticta acicola
Lineage: Eukaryota; Fungi; Ascomycota; Dothideomycetes; Mycosphaerellales; Mycosphaerellaceae
Source: the annotation of a GenBank genome assembly
AUGGCGUCCAAUGCCGCGGAGCCAAAUGCGGACGACGGAAAGGAGGUACAGCUUCGCCAAGACUUCAAGCGCCAAGAUCCAGAGCCACUGGAGCUUUACAAGGACGAUGAGGUAAUAAGCCAUCCCCACUAUUUCUCAUGUUUCGAAGCCUCUAGAUGGUCUCGCAGCCUGACGUCUUGCAUAUGUCUGCUCUCAAGACACAUGCUAACUUUGUGCAGGGCACGAUCAUCAAGCACAACGAGGACGGAUUGCAGAUGCUCAUUUCCAUGCCCACUCGGACCGACAAGUCAGUCUGGGUGCCAAAAGACACCGCCUUCUUCAGAGUACUCCAUCCACAUGACGACUUCCCGCUCCGCGUCACCCACGACUUCACCGACCCGAACAACGCCAACAUCUUCUUUCGCAAAGGCGAUCUGGGGAAGAUCUUUGCGCACAGUCCCGACGGCAAGAUCGUGCGCGUCACCAUACCGCGAUACGACCACCCUGUCCACAUUCCCAAGUCAUACCUCGAGAUCGGUACGGAGCGUAUUCGACCAGGUGACCGGACCAUGCAGUUUGCGACUGCGCCCAAUGCGCUACAUGGCCCACCGACCCCGGACGUUCAAGAUGACCAGCCAUGA